AUGAGGCCCGCUGCGCUGCGGUUCCCAGACCCCAUGCCCCUGGAAGACGGAGGGCCCGUCACGGUGAAGCUCGAGGACUCUGAGGAGGAGAGCGAGGCUGCUCGCCUGCGCUUCCGGCAUUUCUGCUACCAUGAGGCAGCUGGGCCCCAUGAAGCCCUGGCCCAACUGCGUGAGCUCUGCCGCCAGUGGCUACAGCCUGAGGCGCGCUCCAAGGAGCAAAUGCUGGAGUUACUGGUGCUGGAGCAGUUCCUGGGUGCACUGCCCGCCGAGAUCCAGGCCUGCGUGCGAGGGCAGCAGCCCAGAAACCCCGAGGAGGCUGUGGCCCUUGUUGAGAGGCUGCGUCGGGAGCAGGGUGGCCCACGGAGAUGGGUUACAGUCCAGGUAUGGGGCCAGGAGGUGUUAUCAGAGAAGACAGAGCCCUCCAGGUUCCAGCCCCAGACACCAGAGCCUGGGCCAGUGACACACCAGGGGGCCAUGCACGAGUUGCCUCUGCGCCUUCAGGUGAAAGAGGAGCCAGAGGUCACAGAGGACCCAGCUCCCCUGGAGUCUGAGGCUCAUGCUACUGCCCAGAAGACCCUACCCACCCUCCUGCCUGCAGAUGGCCAGAGCUCUGGGACAGUGCUGGAGCACACCUCUUCCCACAGUACGGCUGCGCCUGAGGGACCCUUAUGGAGGGAACACCCAGAGGCUCUGUGGCAGGAAGAAGCUGAGGACAGUUUCUCUCCAGAGUUUGCUUUCCGAAUGGACAGUGAACCCACAGAUCCAGUAACCGUGAACCCCCAUCUCUACAUCCCCUGGGAACUCAGGGUGUCUGGACACACAGGCCUCCCUCACCGACUUGUGCUGCCCAGUAAUCCAGGAGAUGACGAGCCCACUGGCGAGGAUCCCCAGUGCGGUCCCGGACCUUUGCCAGCCGCUGACCACUGGCGGGCCCCUAGAGGCCGCGGCCGGGGCCGCCCCAGCACAGGCUCCAGCGCAGUGCGGGGCGGCCGCUGCGAUGUGUGUGGCAAGGUGUUCAGCCAACGCAGCAACUUGCUACGUCACCAGAAGAUCCACACUGGUGAGCGUCCAUUUGUGUGCGGCGAGUGCGGCCGCAGCUUUAGUCGCAGCUCACACCUGCUGCGCCACCAGCUCACACAUACCGAGGAACGUCCAUUCGUGUGUGGGGACUGCGGCCAGGGCUUCGUGCGCAGCACGCGUCUGGAGGAACACCGCCGCGUGCACACCGGGGAGCAGCCCUUCCGCUGUACCGAGUGCGGCCAGAGCUUCCGACAGCGCUCUAACCUGCUACAGCACCAGCGCAUCCACGGCGACCCCCCAGGCCCGGGCGCCAUACCCCUCCAGCCGCCCAGCGCGCCCGAGCCCCAAGGCCCCUUCCCCUGCAGCGAGUGCCGGGAGAGCUUCACGCGGCGCGUUGUACUACUGGAACACCAGGCAGUGCACACGGGCCACAAGUCCUUCGGUUGCGUCGAGUGCGGCGAGCGCUUUGGCCGCCGCUCGGUGCUGCUGCAACACCGGCGCGUGCACAGCGGCGAGCGGCCCUUUGCCUGCGCUGAGUGUGGCCAGAGUUUCCGGCAGCGCUCCAACCUCACUCAGCACCGGCGCAUCCACACUGGUGAGCGGCCCUUUGCCUGCGCUGAGUGCGGCAAGACCUUCCGCCAGCGGCCUACGCUCACACAGCACAUUCGCGUACACACAGGCGAGAAGCCCUUUGCGUGUCCCGAGUGCGGCCAGCGCUUCAGCCAGCGCCUCAAGCUCACGCGCCACCAGCGAACGCACACUGGCGAGAAACCCUACCACUGUGGUGAGUGCGGCCUAGGCUUCACGCAGGUGUCCCGGCUCACCGAGCACCAACGCAUCCACACAGGUGAGCGGCCCUUCACCUGUCCGGAGUGCGGCCAGAGCUUCCGGCAGCACGCCAAUCUCACACAGCACAGGCGUAUCCACACAGGGGAGCGGCCCUUCUUGUGCCCCGAGUGUGGCAAAGCCUUCCGCCAGCGGCCAACGCUCACACAGCACCUGCGUACUCACCGGCGUGAGAAGCCCUUCGCUUGCCAGGAAUGCGGCCGCCGCUUCCACCAGAGUACUAAGCUCGUCCAGCACCAGCGUGUCCACAGUGCACAGUAA
Messenger RNA from Chrysochloris asiatica (Cape golden mole), 2127 nucleotides. It is a transcript of the gene MZF1, whose product is annotated as myeloid zinc finger 1. Bases 1 to 2127 code for a protein of 708 amino acids. Gene Ontology annotation, biological process: regulation of transcription by RNA polymerase II. The record is from RefSeq and is a predicted model, not a curated record. Gene Ontology annotation, molecular function: RNA polymerase II cis-regulatory region sequence-specific DNA binding; DNA-binding transcription factor activity. The transcript is spliced from 5 exons. Lineage: Eukaryota; Metazoa; Chordata; Mammalia; Afrosoricida; Chrysochloridae.